Messenger RNA from Dermacentor albipictus, 2851 nucleotides. RefSeq names its product flavin-containing monooxygenase 5-like. NCBI's taxonomy places the organism in Eukaryota, Metazoa, Arthropoda, Arachnida, Ixodida, Ixodidae. The record is from RefSeq and is a predicted model, not a curated record. Gene Ontology annotation, molecular function: flavin adenine dinucleotide binding; N,N-dimethylaniline monooxygenase activity; NADP binding.
GUUUUCGUUAUUUUCUAUUUUAUUCAAGAAGCGGCUUUCGCCAGCGCCGCGUUUAUAAGCAGCGACGCCGAGUGCGCCGGCGUUUGGACGAAGCUAGUUACGUAUCAUAAGGACGCGGGUUGCCCUCUGCCGGCUGUCUCCAGUCCGGUCGCUUUGUCUGCCUGCCGACUGAGACGUUAAAGUCGCGUGGAUAGUCUGGUAGGCCCACACUACGAGCCGUUGAAUGCGUUAUGGACAUUCAACGCAUAACAUUCGUUCUGGAAUAAUUAUUGCUAUAGCUUCCGCGCAGUUGGAGCGGUCUUAGCACCCACACGUCGAGACGAAGGCCAAUGGCAGAUGUUGCUGCGAGCCAUGCUUGUGCGAAGACUGUGAGUUACGCAACCGUCGUGUCGUUGAGUGACAUCCACGUUGAUGCGGAACGGACUUUCCUGUGAUUUCAAGUGUGUGCCUUGUGGCAGAAAUAUCCAAGAAUUUCUGCAUUUCUGAUCAAGUGCGUGUGUUCUGGUCGGCGUCGGUGCAAGUUGCGCACCAGACAGUUAGCUGAAAGAGUGCACAUUUACGGCUAUGAUCGUAGGACACGCUGAAGAAAGACAAGAGAGUGAGUCACUGCCCUACGACGAAGCCUAGUGUUUAUGUCCCUCUGAAAACUCCUAUUUCCGUACACUUACCCUCCGUGCAGGGUAGUGAAGCAGGGCUACAUCUGGCGAAAUUCCUUUCUUUUUUAUCCUCCCCUCCUCUCUCCCUGAAAGCCAAGACACUCAUCUUCGUAUCGCCAAGUCAGUGACUCAGGCUCUGGCCAGUAUGGUUCGCGUGGCUGUGAUAGGCGCCGGGGCGAGCGGCCUGACUGCUCUCAAGGCGUGCCUCGAAGAAGGUCUUGAGGCGGUGUGUUUCGAGAAGACCGAGGACCUCGGCGGCCUGUGGACUUACCGCGAGCAUAACGUGGACGGUGUCGCCUCUGUCAUGUUCUCCACCACGACCAACACGAGCAAGGAGUUAUCGGCCUUCAGCGACUUUCCACCACCGUCGCAGUACCCGAACUACAUGCAUCACCACCUCGUUUCCCGCUACCUGAAUGAGUACGCCGACACCUUCGGCUUGCGCAGCUAUGUACGCUGCUUGCACUCCGUAACUAGGGUAAAUCCGACGCCUGACCACAGUGACACGGGGCAGUGGGAGCUGGUGGUGCACAACCUGGAGGAAGACACGACCAUUGUGGAUACGUUCGACGCCGUCAUGGUGUGCACGGGUUACGACCACACGCCCGUUACGACCGAGUUUCCUGGCCUUCGGGACCGGUUUCGAGGUCGCGUGAUGCAUGUCAGGGACUACAAGCGGCCCAUCGGGUUCUUCGGUGCGAAGGUUCUGGUCGUUGGUCUUGGAAACUCCGGUUGUGACGUGGCCGUUGAGUUGAGCUCCAUUGCGGACGCUGUGUACGUGAGCACGAGGCGCGGCUGUUGGACCAUCCCUCGAGUGGCUUCGCGAGGUGAGCCCUUCGACGUCGUCAACGUCCGGCGCUCAUGGAACUGGAUAUUCCACUGGCUGCCGUACUCGAUCGUGUGCAGCGUGUGCGAACGCGAAGCCAACCAGCGCUUCGACCACGCCCACUACAACCUGGCCGCGCGACACCGCAUCCACGGCCAGCACGCCACCAUAAGCGACACGCUUUCUUCCAAGAUUCUAAAUGGAACGGUUGUGGUCAAAGGUGACGUGCGCUGCUUUACCGAGGACGGAGUCAUCUUCGAGGAUGACCCUAAGGUCGCCACCGUUGUCGACGUGGUCAUCCUAGCCACCGGGUACACGGCGCACUUCCCGUUCAUCGACGACUCCGUGCUGCCAAUCCGCGACAACCGCGUGCGCCUUUACAAGUAUGUCUUCCCGUCGCUGAUGAACAAAGGAACGCUGGCGUUUAUAGGAGCCGUGCAGCCAGAAGGCAGCCUAUUCCCGAUUUCCGAAAUGCAAAGCAGGUGGGCGGCGGGGGUGUUUGCGGGGCGUUAUGCGCUUCCCGCCUCCCAGGUUAUGGAAGAUGACGUGCACCGCCGGGAAAUGCACGUCCGCGAGCGUUAUAUACCUGGUAGCCGGCACGCCAGGCAAGUGGACUGGAUAGAUUACAUGGACGAAAUGGCGGAGCUUGUGGGCUGCAAGCCGCGGCUGGGCCGACUUCUUCUGACAGACCCGGUUUUGGCGUGGGCGUGCAUAUUCGGGCCGUGCCUGCCAUACCAGUAUCGACUGCACGGUCCCGGAACGUGGGCCCGCGCCCGGCAGCAGAUACUUGACUUUUGGGAGAACUACAGGCUGGGCCUUGAAACGAGGAAAUUGCCGUGGCUCAAGCCGAAACGCUGGGACGCGUUGGAGACAAAGACGACGGUGGUUGACCUGAAGGUGGCUGCCAUGACACUCUCCUUCGUGGCGGCUGGACUCAGAGUCAAGGUGCUCCGAUUGCUCUUGCUUAGGUGCCUGGCAUUUGUUGUACAACUUGCUUGGUCACUAAGCGAGACAAUGCGCACGCAGAAGAAGCAGUCACUGAAGCCCGAUGUGAAAAGUUAUUUAAAUGUUUUGUGCCGUAUGACGAUGUGACAGACGACAUACCUUGAGGUUGGUGCAUGUAGAUCGAUCUAACAGCUGUGUAAAAGAUGAGAAUGAGAAAACUAUGCCAGAACCGAAGAAAUGUCGUGCAUGAGGCGUGUGAAUAGAACGUUCACACACCGGUGCUACUAUGGAUUCAAUGCAUCGUCUGCUAACAUUGCUAUACAGAUGCUGAAGAGCAUAAGUGGGCUGGUGACGUGGUCUACAUUUACUAUACUUUUUUCUGAAUGUUCAAGUGUUCUUGCGGUGAUUAAAAUUUAUCCAUGGA